Messenger RNA from Armigeres subalbatus, 407 nucleotides. It is a transcript of the gene Lamtor5, whose product is annotated as ragulator complex protein LAMTOR5. Bases 125 to 391 code for a protein of 88 amino acids. Lineage: Eukaryota; Metazoa; Arthropoda; Insecta; Diptera; Culicidae. The transcript has 4 exons. Gene Ontology annotation, cellular component: Ragulator complex; lysosome; cytoplasm. Gene Ontology annotation, molecular function: guanyl-nucleotide exchange factor activity. Gene Ontology annotation, biological process: cellular response to amino acid stimulus; positive regulation of TORC1 signaling. The record is from RefSeq and is a predicted model, not a curated record.
AAACAUCAAUAUAUAUGUUUUGUUUUGAUUUUGCGGAUUUUGAAGAUUUUGCAGGAUUCAAGAUUCAAUUCGAAACAAAGCAGAGACCAAUCUUUACAUCAAAUUAUUCAAAAUAGUGUAAAAAAUGGAAGAACAGGUCGACCAGAUAUUAGAUAAAGUAAUGUCUAGCCCUGGAAAUGUUGGAUGUCUUCUGGCUAACAAUCAAGGACUCUGCAUCGGUGCAAGGGGGAGUGCAUCUGAAAAGACAGCUGGGAUAAUUGUCGCAAUUUCCGAGCAAGCCUCUAAGUUGGAUCCUAACUGUAAUGCACCUGUUGUGUCCCUGGAAGUCGGCGAUAAAUUGUGUAUUAUUCAUAAAAAUGGCAUCACGGGAGCUGUUUACAAGCAAAAAUAGAUGAUAACAAUAACAA